Molecule: messenger RNA, 546 nt
Organism: Striga hermonthica
Lineage: Eukaryota; Viridiplantae; Streptophyta; Magnoliopsida; Lamiales; Orobanchaceae
Source: the annotation of a GenBank genome assembly
AUGGUGGUGAUGGUGGCCUCGAACAUCGGGUCGGAGGAGAGCAUCUUGGAGAUUGCAGACUCGCCGAGGAUGACGUUGGAGAAGGUGAGGAUUGGAGUCGGGGAGAGGACGGUGGAGAGACGGGCAUUGUCCGGCGAGUUUCUCGAUUUCGCGGUCAUCAACCCGGCAUACGCCGGCAAGAAAAACAGAUAUGUAUAUGCAGCCAUUAUAGGGGUUAAGGCCUUAGUUGGGAUGGUGAAGUUGGACCUAACCUUAGCCGACGAAUCUGGCCGUGACUGCACGGUGGCUCGACGGCUAUACGGACCGGGCUGCAGUGGUGGAGAACCAUUUUUCGUGCCGAGAGAGCCCGACAACCCGACUGCCGAAGAAGAUGACGGUUACGUGAUAACGUACGCUCACGACGAAAAUACUCAAGAAUCGAAGUUUCUGGUUAUGGAUGCAAAGUCGCCGACUCUCGAUUUAGUCGCCGUCGUGAAGCUGCCGCAAAGGGUGCCCAACGGCAUCCAUGGCCUCUUUGUAUCCGAGAAAGACCUCAAAAGGCUUUGA